Molecule: messenger RNA, 2876 nt
Organism: Manis javanica (Malayan pangolin)
Lineage: Eukaryota; Metazoa; Chordata; Mammalia; Pholidota; Manidae
Gene: UBAP1L
Product: ubiquitin associated protein 1 like
Biological process (GO): ubiquitin-dependent protein catabolic process via the multivesicular body sorting pathway
Cellular component (GO): ESCRT I complex
Molecular function (GO): ubiquitin binding
Source: RefSeq, a predicted model, not a curated record
CAUUCCCAAAAUAAACUCAACCUGGCAAUGUAUAUUUUUCUAUGCAUAAUUAUUCUUGUUAAGAUUUUUACAUUUAUGUUCAUGAGAGAUCAGUCUCUAAUUAUCUUGUCAGGUUUGUUAUCAAGAUCAUGCUGACAUCAAAACAAGUGAGGAUGUAUUCCUUCUUUUCUGGUUCUGGAAGUGUUUAUGUAAUUUGGUUAUUUUUUUCUUUAAACAUUUAGGCAAAAACUAUUUUGAUGAAAUACGUUAGAACUAGUGUUGCUUUAGAACUAAUGUUUUAAAACAUGUUUUGGAAAACAAUGAACUAGAGCAAGACUUAAACAUAAAAUAGUUAAUUCCUGUCAGUUUGAAUGCUCUUUUUAUUCAUUUCUUCCCUUAUGCAGCACCGAGCACUUCACUUUUUUCUUCCUGGCUGUGUGGAGUCGAGCUAAGUCACCACACAGCAAAGUGGUGAAGACAUUUGAAGCCUGAGCCUGGUCCUCAGGACCACGCUUUCUCUCUGUCACCAGGCAGCCUGCCCCAGCCCUGCCCAGUCAUUGCCACACUCCUCUGACGGAAUGAAUGUCCUUGAUGGUGUCCCCUUCAAGGUGCCUAAUGGCUUUGUGAUAGGCACAGAGCCCCUCCUUGGACCAGAGUUCAGUGUCCCAGCCUGCAGGGAGCUUCUGCUGGGUUCUAUGCACGACUUCAGCCUGGAGAGGAGGGCCCAUUUCUGGGUAGAGGCUGUCGUCCGGAGCCCCUGCCCCUCCCGGUGCGAUGUCCAGGGGACAGCGUCUGCCCCUCCUGCCUGGCUCCUGCUGGUCGGCCCCGAAGGCGCGCUGGUGCCCGCGCCUGCUGCAGCCAAAGGCCCUGGGGCCAUGCCUCAGGAGCUGCCCAAAGAGGAGGUGGAGGAGGAGGAGGGUCAGGACCAGGAAGAAGCCUCCUCUGCCGGCGAGGAGGAGCCGGAUCCCUGCGGCCCCCAGCCUGGCUGCCCGGCGAGCCCUGGCCCAGGCCGGAGCCGGUGCUCGCCCGACGUGCUGCACGGCGUGAGGUCUGAGCUGGCCGGGGCGCGGCGGCGCCUCUCCGAGGACAAACUGGCCGCCCGUCCCCGCGCGCUCCUGCCCCGCAUCCGCCAUCGGGCCCUGAGCCUCUGUCCCUGCCCCGCGCCGCCCCCGGGCCCCGCGCCCCGUCUGCCCAGUGUCCCGGCGCCGCCCCCGCGGCCCUCCACGGCCGGCGCCGUGCCCCCGCUGCGGAGCCACAAGCCCACCGUCGCGUCCCUUAGCCCGUACACCUGCCUGCCGCCUCCUGGAAGGACGCCACAGUCCCUUAGCACCCACAGAUCACACCCUGAUUCUGCUGACCUUUUGUCUGCCCUGAGCCAAGAGGAGCAAGACCUCAUCGGGCCAGUGGUCGCCCUGGGGUAUCCCCUGCAUAGGGCCAUCAGGGCUCUGCAGAAGACAGGGCGACAGAGCCUGAGCCAGUUUCUCAGUUACCUUAGUGCCUGUGACCGGCUGCUGCGGCAGGGCUACGAGGAGGGCCUGGUGGAGGAGGCCAUGGAGAUGUUCCAGUUCUCUGAGAGCCAGGCAGGGGAGUUCCUGCACCUCUGGGAACAGUUCAGCGACAUGGGCUUCCAGCAGGAACGCAUCAAGGAGGUGCUGCUGGUCCACGGCAACUGCCGUGAGCAAGCCCUGGAGGAGCUGGUGGCCUGUGCCCGGUGAUCGCGGAGCUAUUCCACCACACCUGGACAUCUCAGUCCUGGGCCGGACCUGGCAGUCCAUUCUAACUGGAUUAUUAAGACCACAUAACAAUAACAAAGUGAUACAUGCUUGUAAAAAUGCAAACCAUGCCAAGGGGUGAGAAUAAAUACCAUAGGGGAGGCAAAACUUUACCCAUUUUAGGUUUUCAUCUGGGACUCUAACAAAAAGACAGAUUAGCAAGAUAAAAAUAGUUUAUUAAUGCAUGCAGCACACAUCAUGCAGGAGAAACUUCAAUGAAAAGUAACUCAAAGCAGGAGUUUAGAAUUCCAGCUUAUAUAGCAUAUUUAACAAAGAAUAAUAAAUUUGUAGAGAAAUGACAGGACAAAGGAAAACAGUUUUAGGCUUCCAAGGAUGGCAACCUGUGGGAAAGUAUAUGGGAGGGAAAUACGGAGUAAGGUUUGUUUGCAGAUUCCUCUGGUGUAUCUCUGGGCUGGUAAGAAUCUGUCUCCAGAAAAGGACAAUUUUAUAUUUGGCCUUUAGGCAAAGAAGGGAGAAUGGUAGAGAGAACUUUUCCUGCAUUUACUGAUUUUUAAUUGCCUUCAGUUCAAAAUAACUUUUAUGUCAAAGAGCAUAUUUUGGGGAGACAUUCUCAUUUCCUUCAAUGACAAAAGAAUCAGUUGAAAGAGUUUGACAUAAUUGCCUGUGGGAAGGGGCAGCUGGGGGAGCAUGGAGGAGGAACUGUGUUUUUUCAUACAGUCCUGUAAAAUCACCUGCAUUGGAUUCUUUAAACUGUGUGCAUUAGUAAUUUUGAUUUAAAAAAAAUUAAAAUGAAUGAUGGGCAGAGACCUGUAGGCUUCAGAUCUUGGUGUGGAAAGAGCAUCUAACUACAGGUCAGGAGACCUAAUUUCUGAUUUUGGUUGAUUGAUGACUGGCUCAAGGCCUCUUUGGGCCUUAGUUCUCCCAGGAAAAGUGGAAAGACUGGACCUGGCUGCUAUCCAUAAGAAUCCUGGAUAAUGUGAUUCAGAAAGUCCAGCUUGGCAGUCCCUAGGAAACUGUUCUGUUUUUAUAAGAAGCUAUCUGAGGUUUCUUUUCUUUUCUUUAAAAAAAUUUUUUGUUGUUGUUGACUCAUUCCUCCCACCCCCAUCCCUGUCUCUGGCAACCACCAAUCUGUUCUCUGUAUCUAUGAUCUUGGUUUUUGUUUUG